GAAAAGAUACCAGCAUCACCAGCCCAGUGUGACAUGAGCUCGAGUGAUAACUAUUGAUUAAUAUUUCAAUUUGCAAUUCAAGAUGGCCAAACGCAAGAGAGGCAACAAGACUGGUGCUGGCGACCAACCUACUAAACGGUCGAAAAGCGACGCCGCUCCUACCGUCCCGAAAUUGGAUCUCGCCGCCCUCGACAAAUCGCCGUUCCCCGAGAAGCCCACAACCGAAAGCCGCAAGCGUGAAGCUCAGAUCUACGAGCUUUUAGGAAGUGCCGACAGUCAAGAACGAAUUGCGGCGGCCGAUGCCCUCAUAACCGGUCUUCUGGACAGCGAAGAGGUCGUUCUCGGACGUCAUCUCGAGAAGCGCCUCUUCCGGGGUCUCGCAAGCUCUCGCAAUGCCUCCAGACUCGGCUUCAGCCUCGUGCUGACAGAAAUCUUGGGCCAGCUGUUCGGCCCACCGAAGAACCUCGCCAACUCCAAAUACUCGGGCCUGGAUUUUGACAAGGUGCUGGGCAUGUUGACCGAGAACACCCAGGCGGGUUUCAACAUCCCGGGACAGGAAGAGCGAGACUUCUGCUUCGGGCAACUCUUUGGCCUGCAGUGCUUCGUCGAGUCCAGGAUCCUGUUUGGGGACCAGGAUAGCACCAGAUGGCCUGCUGUUCUAGAUAUGCUCUUGCAGCUUGCCAAUAAGAAAGUCUGGAUGCGGUCGCAAUGCGCUUGGGUCAUCGUGGAGUCGCUGCCGCACAUGGGACAAGAGAGGGCUGCGGAAACGGUGAAGAAGCUGGUUGAUAUCGGACUGGGCAAGACCGCCGAGGGUGCUGGUAUCUGGAUCAAGGCUGCCAGCUGCUACCCACAAAUGAAGUUGCCUACCAAGCCCUGGAGCAAUCCCCUGGCUCCCAAGGCGCUUCCCGAUCUGGUCAACGUGCUCAAGGAGAGCGUCAAGCAGGACGAUGGAAAGGAUGCUCCCGUGGUCAAGGGUCAGAGUAGCUGGAAUCCCCAGCUGCAUUUCGUUUGGGAUCUGAUUCUGGCCCACUUCAUUGAGCAGAACAAGCCCGCUUCGUUCAAGCUAUUCUGGAACGCUGUAGUUGAUGAUGGCCUCUUUUCCAAGAACGCCAGCGAAGCCCAAAAGUUCCGAGGCUUCAUGAUCUUCCAGAAGUUCCUCCAAGGCUUUGCGACUGCCAAGAUCGUCCUAGCCAAAGAUUUCUUCUCGCGGAACUUGUCAAAGUGUUUGGUGAACCAAGCUAAGACGGAGGACCGCUACCUUCACCGUGCGGCUCUCAAAUCCCUGAAGACGAUCGAGACGACGGUGGAAACAGAGCCUACGCUUUUGAUACCCGUUUUGAGGGAGCUGCUUGCCCUGGCUUACGACUUUGACCAUUUGACGAAUACCAAGACGGUCGAGAAACUGUUGCAGUUCGUCACUCCGGACAACGUGAAAACAAUACUCAACAUGCUCCGUGAGCCUGUUUCAAAGAUGACGGAUGCCUCCAUUGUCGAGCACCGUCGGUUUGUGUAUACCGAAUAUGUCCUGAAAAUGGGUAUGCAGGCUAAGCUGGACGACUCCAACGAAAGCAGCGUGCUAGAACUUGCUAUCAGCGAGUUGGCGACCCGUGCAUAUUCGAAGUCAGACGAAUUCAUUCCAGAUCUUUCUGACAAGACGAGGGAAAUAUUCCGUGCCAAGCUCAGCUCAGCCUUCGCCAGGAUAGCGAAACGGCGAGAGGAGUACCGGUAUCUUUGUGAUGCUGUGCUUGCUCUUGAUCCCACGGCUGUCCAGAUGAGCGAGGAAAUCGAAGCAGAGCGCAAAGCGGCUCUGAAAGCACUGAAAAAGCUCUUGAAGUCGGCUAAGAAAUCCGGGGGUGGAGAGGCUGAUUCGUCUCUAGGCUUGUCUUUGCUCUAUGCGAUCAGCAUAUUGCAAUUGUACGACGGAGAUCCAGAUGCCAUUAGCACCCUACAGGAUCUGAAGCAGUGUUCAGAAAAACUUCAAGAAGCUGACGCUGAAGCGUCGGCUUUCUUGGUGGAGAUCUUGCUCUCUCUUGUUUCUCGACCCUCAGGUUUGAUGCGGCAAGUAACCCAACAAGUAUUUGAGACCUUCACGGGCCAGCUAUCAGCGGAUGCUCUUGAGCGACUCACGGACCCCUUGGUAGCAGAAGAAAACAUCAAAGGCCAGCAGGCCCUUUUCGAUGCGGAAGAUGAAGACAUGGAAGAUGUUGUGGGCUCAGAUGAGAGCGAAAACGACGAAGAAGAGGACGAAGUGUCAGAAAUCGGCUCGGAUGUCGAAUUCGUCACGUUGAAUGGUGCUGAGCCGAUGGAAGAGGACGAUGAUAGUAAUGAUGAAGCGGAGGACAAUGACGCCGAAGCACAAGAGCUUGCCGAUCUCGACGAUGCACUCGCCAAGGUAUUAAACAGCCACCGCCUCGACCAGGACAAUGCCGCCGAAUCAUCCGACGAAUCUGACAUGUCGGAUUCGGAUAUGAUGGCGCUGGACGAGAAACUGGUCGAAGUGUUCAAGCAAAGAGCCAAGGGCUCCAGCAAAAAGAAGGAGAAGAAGGACGCAAAGGGCACCGUGAUCAACUUCAAGCACCGCAUACUCGACUUUCUGGAUAUAUACGUUAAAAAAGAAGCAUUGAACCCAUUGGCCUUCAACCUCCUCCUCCCCCUCCUCCAGCUCAUCCGCACGACCCAGACCAAGCCCUUAGCCAACAAGGCAACGGAGAUCAUCUCUAACUUCUCCAAAGCCUUCAAGAAGGCGCGAAGCAACAUGGAGGAAUCCGCCGUCAGCAUCGAGACUCAGUUGGGGCUGCUGCAGCAGAUACACGACGAGGCAUCCAAAGACGCGGCACAUGCGUUUGCCCGAGCGGCGUCGGCGGCUAGCUUGUUGGUUGCGUCGAGUCUGUAUGCGGCGGAUAAGGAAAGUGUGGAUGAUGUGGCGCAGUUGUAUGCUGAGUUGCAGGCGAAGUGGACUAAGGGAUUGUUGCCGGCUAAGAUGCAGGCUUCGUUCUUUUUUGACUGGGUUAAUUGGAGUGUUAGUCAUGCCUCGAAUGCGUAUGGGCCCGUGUGAGGGGUGGUGGUAUGUAAAUAGGAUGACGAGAUUAUACCAAGAGUGAUUUGACAACACGAACAGUAGUUUUGACUGGCGCGAUGUCUUCUCCCGGCCGGUUGAGUUGGACAGGUAUCUCUUGUUGUGUUGUUGCAGGUACGAUCGCAGAACGGGCAGGAGCUGCAUAGGGUUCAGUUGCAUCCUCUAAAAUGACUUCGUGAUGCCAGAUUUUUCC
Pseudomassariella vexata is the source of this 3269-nucleotide messenger RNA. RefSeq names its product DNA polymerase phi-domain-containing protein. Bases 83 to 3055 code for a protein of 990 amino acids. The record is from RefSeq and is a predicted model, not a curated record. Lineage: Eukaryota; Fungi; Ascomycota; Sordariomycetes; Amphisphaeriales; Pseudomassariaceae. Gene Ontology annotation, molecular function: rDNA binding; transcription factor binding. Gene Ontology annotation, biological process: regulation of DNA-templated transcription. The transcript has 3 exons. Gene Ontology annotation, cellular component: nucleolus.